Clunio marinus is the source of this 618-nucleotide messenger RNA. The record is from the annotation of a GenBank genome assembly. Lineage: Eukaryota; Metazoa; Arthropoda; Insecta; Diptera; Chironomidae.
AUGGUUGUCUCUUGUAUUGACAUUAUUAGAAGAUUUGUUCAAAUAAUGAAUUCAAAUAUUGAGAAAACUCUCAAAAUUGCUAACAACAACAACGAUAAGUUACGCUCUGAAAUUGAUAUGGUCAUUCAAAUAUACGAAGAUAUUACCGAUGUCAUUCGACUUUUCCAGCAAAACUAUGGUCCGUUGAUUUUAAUCUUGCAAUGUUAUUGCAUGUUUGUUACCAUAAACCAGCUCUUCUAUCUUUACGGAUUUGGAUUAUCUUUUAAAAAUGGUUCGAUUCUUUUCAAGUUGAUGUUGAUUGUCUUCGCAAUGCUCCAUUCUUUACAACUUUUAUUGAUAGCAAAAGCUGCAAAAUAUUUACAACACGAAGGUAACAGAACCAAACAUUUGUGGUAUCGCUUCAACUUUUUGCCACAAAAUUUACCCGUUGCUAUCGAAAAGAGUGUUGAAGAGAUGAAACUACAUAUGGUCCUCAAUCCAAUAGCGAUAGAACUUUGUGGCAUGUUUACUUUAAAUUACUUCAUUCUUUAUGCGGUAAUUGCGACUGGUGCUGAGUAUCUGGUGAUGCUGAUUCAGUUUGACAUCGGAAGUUCUAAAUUCGCAAAAGGCUUGAAUUAA